Iphiclides podalirius (scarce swallowtail) is the source of this 222-nucleotide messenger RNA. Lineage: Eukaryota; Metazoa; Arthropoda; Insecta; Lepidoptera; Papilionidae. The record is from the annotation of a GenBank genome assembly.
AUGUGCGGGCGAGCGGCCUUGGCCCUGCCGCCGGCAGCCGUGACCUUGCCCGCUCCCGGUGGGGUCGGAAACACGCGGGAUGCAAAUCCUGCCACGGAAACGGCCCGCACCCUUUGCCAUUUACAUACAGCGGCUCGCAUGCACACAAACACACAACCCUCUCACCUCUCAUCCCUCUCCCACCACCCUGUUGUUGGAGACAUUACGCGAGAAAUGUUCCGA